Messenger RNA from Alnus glutinosa, 1691 nucleotides. Its product is annotated as desmethyl-deoxy-podophyllotoxin synthase-like. NCBI's taxonomy places the organism in Eukaryota, Viridiplantae, Streptophyta, Magnoliopsida, Fagales, Betulaceae. Gene Ontology annotation, molecular function: iron ion binding; oxidoreductase activity, acting on paired donors, with incorporation or reduction of molecular oxygen; monooxygenase activity. The record is from RefSeq and is a predicted model, not a curated record. The coding region runs from base 26 to 1546 and encodes 506 amino acids. The transcript has 3 exons.
AUCCUGCACCUGUGAAUACAAAAGGAUGAUCCAAGGUCUCUCCUUUCCUCUAUUUACUUGUUUCUUCUUCCUUUUUAUCCUGCUCAAGCGUUGGAAGAAGUCCAAAGCCAAAGGCCAGAACCAGAAGUUUCCCCCAGGGCCAUGGGAACUGCCAUUUAUAGGGAACUUGCACCAGCUGGCUUUUUCAUCACAACUACAUCGUUCCACGACAGACUUAGCCAAGAAACAUGGACCUAUUAUGAAACUGCAACUUGGUGAGGUGUCGGCUAUAAUCAUUUCAUCGCCAACAGUAGCCAAACAGGUGCUUAAGACACAUGACAUUGCAUUCGCAAAUCGACCUGGCAUCCUUGCUGUUGAAGUUGUGACCUAUGGUUAUUCAGGUAUUGUCUUUACUCCCUACGGCGAUUAUUGGAGACAAAUUCGAAAGAUUUGUGUCAUGGAGCUCCUAAAUGCUAAGCGCGUCCAGUCAUUCAGAUCAAUAAGAGAAGAAGAGGUGUGGAAUGUUAUCGAAUCCAUUUCCUUGUCCGGGGGAGUUCCGGUGAAUCUCAGUGAGAAAGUCUUCUCCAUGAUGAACAGAGUAAUUUCCAGGGCGGCAUUUGGGAAGGAGUGCAAACAUGAAAAAGAGUUCAUAUCAUUGGUGAAGGAAAUCUUUAGCAUCGGCGCAGGCUUUCAUGUAUCUGAUUUGUUUCCUUCUCUCAAGUUCCUCAGUUUCCUUACCGGAAUGAAGCCUGCCUUGGAGAAAAUACACAGAAAGUUGGACAAGAUUCUCGAUGAUAUCAUCGAGGAUAAGAUGCAAAGAAGUGCCGGCGACAACGACGGCGACGACUCAGGUGAUCAUAACGAUAUAGUUGACGUGCUUCUGAAACUGCGGGAGAAAGGCGGGCUUGACUUCGAUGUCGGGAGAGACCACAUCAAAGCUGUCACUCUGGACGUGGUCUCUGCAGGAAGUGAGACUUCAUCAACUACAAUAGAAUGGGCAAUGUCAGAAUUGUUGAGAAACCCAAGAGUAAUGGAGAAAGCACAAGCCGAAGUGAGACGAGUCUUUGAGGGGAAGAGGAGCAUUGACGAGGCAGACAUUCAGAAACUAGAUUACUUGAAAUUAGUAGUCAAAGAAACUCUGCGGUUACACCCUCCGGCUGCCUUCAUCCCAAGAGAAUCAAGAGAAAAGUAUGAACUUUGUGGGUAUGUGAUUCCAAGCAACACAAGAGUACUCGUUAAUGCAUGGGCCAUUGGCAGAGAUCCAGAAUAUUGGAUUGAUGCUGAUUGCUUUUCCCCAGAGAGGUUCCACAACUCUUGCACCGAUUUUAGAGGGACCAACUUUGAAUUCAUUCCAUUUGGCAGUGGUAGGAGGAUAUGUCCAGGCAUAUCAUUUGCUUUAGCUACCAUUGAACUUGCUCUCUCUCAGCUGUUGUAUCACUUCAACUGGAAGCUCCCCAAUGAGAUCAAACCAGAAGAACUUGACAUGUCUGAGCUCCUCGGAUUAUCUUGUAAGAGAAGGAAUGAAUUAUACCUAAUUGCCACUCCUUGGAUUUCUUGUCUCAGUUAAAGAGACUGAAUAAGUAAUGCUAAGAAUCAGUUUUUAGUCAUCCUUUUAUUCUCCUAAAGUUAAUGUGGCUUUUAAAAUCAGCAUUGACUUUAGGAUGAAUCACCAUUGAAUUUUGAUGAAAUGAUGAUUUUAAAAGUCAUGUCAA